GGCGCUGUAGUAACGAGAGCAGUCACAGCAGUGAGCAAGAUGGCGACGCCCAGUGAAUUGUCUCUCGACGAGAUUCGGAAAUAUCUAUUGGAAAACGGUGGAACGGCGCGUAAUCACGAUGUCGUGAAGUACUUUAAAAAAUUUUUAACCGAUCCGGAAACGAGAGUGGAAGCACGAAAUCGAUUCAAGGAGUACGUGAACACUCUGGCCACCAUAAAGAACGAGGAGGGAGAAAAGUAUUUGGUAUUGAAGAAAAAGUAUCGGCAACCAUCGUUGGACCUAACGUGUUCGGAGCAAGUAAAUUUAGCUCAUGGUUCGCCUAAUUCACCCCUUCGAGAACCACCUCCUUAUCGAUCACCACCAGCUGCACCCCUCAGUCCCUCUUCUAAUAAUAAUAAUCAAGAAAUAAAUCGUGAGAACGAUCCACGUACGAAUUUUGAUAGUGACCUUGAAACAAGAAAGAAAAAUAAUUUCAACGAAGUUGGAUCGUCUAGUGCAUCAUCGCCACCGGUACCACCACGUCGAAAGGGUCAGGAUAAAAUUAGGAUGGAUAAUAAAGAAAAUGUUGAUAGGAACAAGACUGGUACCGAUGGGGUUGUUAAAGAAGAUGAGAUCACUGCUGCGAAUCCUGGUUCCGGUGAGGAAUUGAGCUUCCGUGAACGGAUGCAACGUUUCGAUCGGAUGGCCAAUGAAACUGAUCUACAUGGCAGGCCUAACGGUACAACGACACCUACUAAAAAACGUUCUGAAAAGGGCGCAGACGAUGAAGACAGUGCUUCGGUUGCCUGGCAAUUGGAUGGAAAAUCACGAGAAUGGUUGGUGAAAGCUGCUCAAGGAGAUUAUCACGAACUUGCGAAAUUGGCUGCCGAGGAACCACGUCUUACCGGAUUAAAGACGAAACUAUCCAAAAAGAACAGAACACGCAACAAUUGAUUCUAAUGUACGAUGAAAUGUGAUUAAAAAAAAGAGAGAAUGAGAGAAAGAGAAAGUAAUCGAGAAAAAAAAAACAAAAGAAAAGAAAACAGAAAAAAUAUAUAUAUAUAUUAAAAUACCAAAGAGAGCAGAGAUGAAAUGAAAAAAAAAAUUGAAAAAUAAAAAAAAGAAUAAGAAGAAGUUUUCUCGAAGGGAGAAACUCGUGAAAGUGAUUCAAGAUGACUCGGAGGGUUGCGUCUUGGGAGCUUAUAAAUCGUUUCCAGGUUUUUGGCGCCUACUCUACGGAGACGGCUGUCAAGCGUUAUUCUAACGACGUUUAACUAAUCACGCCUCGGAGAAAAUAUAUAUCCGUGAUGGGAAGAAAAGGGAGAAACCGAGGCUACUCGAUCACCCUGCACUCGACGUCGUUCGCUUAAUUUGUAUCAAAACAUGUCAAGAACGGGAAGCCACGCGCGUAGCUUUUACGAUACAUACUACUAUAACUUCUUCACAGAGAUAGACUAUACGAGUACUUUUAAAGUCUGGUUAUACUUGUGUUAACCAUACGUACAUCUUCCCAUCUGUUUAUUUAUGGAUAUCUUACAAAUAGGAUUUCCUACCGUCAAGGUUUUAU
Molecule: messenger RNA, 1546 nt
Organism: Vespula vulgaris
Lineage: Eukaryota; Metazoa; Arthropoda; Insecta; Hymenoptera; Vespidae
Exons: 7
Coding region: 40-933 (297 amino acids)
Source: RefSeq, a predicted model, not a curated record